Molecule: messenger RNA, 7133 nt
Organism: Oryzias melastigma (Indian medaka)
Lineage: Eukaryota; Metazoa; Chordata; Actinopteri; Beloniformes; Adrianichthyidae
Gene: dysf
Product: dysferlin, limb girdle muscular dystrophy 2B (autosomal recessive)
Exons: 58
Coding region: 184-6615 (2143 amino acids)
Biological process (GO): negative regulation of phagocytosis; T-tubule organization; monocyte activation involved in immune response
Cellular component (GO): membrane; cytoplasmic vesicle; T-tubule
Molecular function (GO): calcium-dependent phospholipid binding; calcium ion binding
Source: RefSeq, a predicted model, not a curated record
AAAGCAGCUGUGAUUGAAGGGACAGUGUGUGUGCAUGAGUCAGCUGCUGCACUGGGCUUCUGCCAUAUCGCAGUCGGGCUGAGGCUGCCGGAGUGAUCCUCGCACUUUCACUUCAGCGGCCGCUCCCAGACGUCAUGGAUCUGCUGGAUUUCUGAGCUGACUGGACCAACACACGUGGGACCCAUGCUGCGCGUGUUCAUUCUGUGUGCGGAGCGCCUCCAGACGCCGGACGAUGAUGUCAGUGAUGCCUACUGCAGCGUCACCUAUGAGGGGUCAAAGAAAAAGACAAGGAUAAUCAAAAAUAACCCUAAUCCUGUUUGGAAUGAGGGCUUUGAAUGGGAUCUCAAAGGAGUUCCUCUGGAUUUUGGAGCUGAGAUCCAUUGUGUUGUCAAAGAUCAUGAGAAGAUGGGACGGAACAGGUUUUUGGGAGAGUGUCGGCUAAACCUCAGAGAUGUCCUCAAUUCUCCAAACUUGGCUGCUUCCUUCACGGUUUCCCUGUUGGACACCAAGAAGAACAACACAGGGGCCACUCUGACCCUGCAGGUUUCCUACAUCCCUCCUCCAGGAGCAGCUCCGAUCUAUCAACCCCCUAACCAGCCAGAACCGCAGCUUCACAACAACCCCAACCAGGAGAUGGACACUGUCACCAUGAUAUCCCUGGAUACUUUGGGGGAGGAGGACACAGAGAGCAUGAUCAUGGUGGACCCCCCGGAGGAUCAGGGAGGAGACGACGGGCGCUCCAUGGUGAUCGUUGGUCCUCAGGUCCCUGCUGACCAGGAGUCCCCCACCACCCAGACACCGAAGCGCUCGCCUCAAUCCUACAACACCCAUGGAGGGCUGAAAAAGAGGAAGAGAGGAGCCGGGGGGCAAUCCAAACAGCUGCCCAACAAAAACCAGGACUUACAGGUUCGCGUGCGUGUCAUUGAGGCGCGGCAGUUGCCGGGCAUCAACAUCAAGCCUGUCGUCAAGGUAGCAGUAGCCGGACAAACCAAGAGGACCCGCAUCAGAAAAGGCAACAACCCGGUCUUUGAUGAGACUUUUUUCAUGAACUUCUUUGAGACGCCGUCAGAAUUGUUUGAUGAACCAAUUUUUAUCACGGUGUGCGAUUCUCGCUCACUAAGGACUGAUGCUGUAAUUGGUGAAUUCAAGGUGGAUGUGGGAACCGUUUACAACGAGCACAGACACUGUUUCUUGAGGAAAUGGCUGUUGCUGUCUGACUCCGACGACCUCUCUUCUGGGGUCAAAGGUUACCUGAAGGUCAGCCUGUUUGUCUUAGCGGCUGGAGAUGAGCCACCGGCUGAUAAACGUGAGUGCGUGGAGGAAAAGGAGGACAUAGAGGGGAACCUGCUCCGGCCGGCCGGUCUUUCCCUGAGAGGAGCCGUGUUCACAGUGAGGAUUUUCAGAGCUGAAGACCUACCACAAAUGGACGACGCGAUUAUGGACGGAAUGAGGCAGAUCCUUGGGUUUGAUAGCAACAGAAAGAACCUUGUUGACCCAAUGGUGGAACUCCACUUUGCUGGCAAAACGGUCUGUACUAAAAUCCUGGAGAAAAAUGCCAAUCCACAGUGGAACCAGAGCCUGACCAUCCCGAUAAGAUUUCCCUCUAUGUGUGAGAAGAUGAGAAUCAGAAUUGUCGACUGGGAUAGAGCCAGUCACAACGAUGUCAUUGGCACAUCCCACCUUUGUAUGUCAAAGAUUUCUGCACCCGGAGGAGAAAUCGAUGAUGACUUGACUCCUCGGACAGUCCACUCUGGCAUUGACGACAGCCUCGGUUUCCUGCCGACGUUCGGUCCGUGUUUCGUCAACCUGUACGGAAGCCCGAGAGAGUUCACCACCUUCCACGACCCACACGAGGCUCUAAACCUCGGAAAAGGAGAGGGCGUGGCCUACCGGGGGAGAGUUUUAGUGGAGCUGACCACAAAGCUGCUGGAAAAGCCGGAGCACAGAACCGAGGACAUCCCCUCAGAUGAUCUGCUUGUGGUGGAGAAGUUUCUGAGGAAGAGGAAGUUCUCGCUCUUCGUAGCCUUUUACUCGGCCACGCUUCUUCAGGAUGUCGACGACGCCAUCCAGUUUGAGGUCAGCAUCGGUAACUAUGGCAACAAGUUUGACUACAGCUGCCUUCCUCUGGCCUCCACCACGCAGUUCAGUCGGGCUGUUUUUGAUGGUUGCCACUACUACUAUCUCCCCUGGGGGAACAUCAAGCCAGUGGUGGUCCUGUCCUCAGAGUGGGAAGAUAUCAGGCCGAGGAUUGAGGCUCUCAACAUGCUCCAAGCUAUCAUAGACAGGCUGGAGGCAAACCUGCAGAACGUACAUCUGCAGGUGAAAGCUGGCAGUGAAAUGGAGGAGGUGGAGCUCCAGGUGGUUCAGCUGUUGGAUCAGCUCAUCAUAGACUGCAGUGAGGAGCUCCCCUCCCUCGAUCAGUGGCCUUGUGUGACCCCUCUGGAUCGAUCCAUACGACACAUUCGAACCCUCCACCUGAAGCAGAUCGCCGCUGCAGCUCUGGCCUUCAAACAUGGACCCGAGACGGAGCUGUCCACCAUGCUGGAGCAGGCCGAGGACUGGGCCAACAGACUGAGAACCAUCGCGGAGGAGCCCCAGAACAGCCUCCCAGACAUCGUCAUCUGGAUGCUGCAGGGCGACCGCCGGGUGGCGUACCACCGCAUCCCAGCGCACAGCGUCUUCUUCUCCAAGCAGCACUGCGGGAAGCACUGCGGACAGCUGCAGAGCCUCUUUCUGAAGCAUCCACAGGCCAGCGGUGGAGAGGCCAAACUCCCCGGUCAGCUGAGGGUCAAAAUGUGGUUCGGUUUGGCUGCUGACACCCCCCACUUCAACCAGUUCACAGAAGGAAAGCUGUCGGUCUUUGCUGAAACAUACGAGAACCAGACUCGCCUCGCCCUGGUGGGCAGCUGGGGGGCCACGGGUCUGACCUACCCCAAGUUCAGCGACAUCAGCGGGAGAGUGAAGCUCCCCAAGGAGAGCUUCAGGCCCUCCCCGGGCUGGACGUGGGCCGGAGAAUGGGUCAUCAGUCCAGAGAGGACGCUGCUGUUCGACGUGGACGCCGGUCACAUGACCUUCACGGAGGAGGUGUUUGAAAACCAGAUGAGGCUGCCGGGUGGACAGUGGAUCGGCAUGCAGGAGGGCUACACUGAUGUGAACGGAGAGAAGGCGCUGCCAAAAGAUGAGGUGGAGUGUCCUCCAGGAUGGGAGUGGGAGGAAGUGGAGUGGAGCGAGGACCUCAACAGGGCUGUGGACGAUCAAGGCUGGGAGUACGGUGUCACCAUCCCUCCGGACCGCCGUCCUAAGUCGUGGGUGCCAGCAGAGAAGAUGUACCACACCAACAGGAGGAGGCGAUGGGUCCGGAUGAGGAGACGAGACCUGCAGAGGAUGGAGGCUCUCAGGAAGCAGCGUCCAGAUGAGACGGAGAAGGAGGGCUGGGAGUACGCGUCCCUGUUCGGCUGGAAGUUCCACCUGAAGCCACGGAAGACAGACAGCUUCAGGAGGCGCAGGUGGAGGCGCCGCAUGGAGCCGCUGGAGAAGACCGGCCCGGCGGCCAUCUUUGCUCUGGAGUGCUCACUGAGCAGCAUAGAAGACAAACACGACGACAAGUCGGUCACAACCACGUUUGGGGUCAACAGGCCGACCAUCUCCUGCUUCUUUGACUGUGGAACCCGCUAUCAUCUGCGCUGCUACAUGUACCAAGCCAGGGACCUCCCCGCCAUGGACAAAGACAGCUUCUCAGAUCCGUACGCCAUUGUGUCCUUCCUCCACCAAUCCCAGAAGACGGUAACCAUUCGGAACACGCUCAACCCCACGUGGGACCAGACGCUCAUCUUCUAUGAGGUGGAGAUUUUUGGUGACAGUGAGGCGACGGCAACCACGCCCCCCAACGUUGUCAUCGAGUUCUACGAUCAGGACAGUUAUGGAGCAGAUGAGUUCAUGGGACGCUGCGUGUGCCGACCCUCCCUGACAACGUCUCCCCGCUUGGCCUGGUACCCGAUUCAAAGAGGGGACAAGAGCGCCGGCGAGCUGCUGGCGGCUUUUGAGCUCAUUCGCAGGGAAAAGCCUUCAGUUCAUCACAUUCCAGGACAGGAGGGAGAUGUGAUUGGCUCCGCCCACGUGCUCGAUGAGCUGAUCUUUGCAGGAUUCCUCUCAGAAAACCUGCAGCAUUUGCCCGAGGAGUCGGACCUUCCCUACCUGCCUCCUCAGAGGGAACCCAACGUCUUCAUGGUUCCUCAGGGAAUCAAACCUGUUCUGCAGAGAACCGCCAUAGAGAUUCUGGCGUGGGGCCUCCGCAACCUGAAGAGCUUCCAGAUGGCGAGCGUGAAAUCUCCCAGCCUGCAGGUGGAGUGCGGCGGCGUCCUGAUCCAGAGCUGCGUCAUCCACAACGUGAAGAAGAAGCCCAACUUUGACAUCAACACGCUCAUCCUUGAUGUGAGACUCCCCCGUGAGGAGCUCUACAUGCCCCCCAUCGUCAUCAAAGUCAUCGACAACCGUCAGUUUGGGAGGAAGCCCGUGGUCGGUCAGUGCUCCAUCCGGCUCCUGGAGGAGUACCGCCGCUCCCAACAGGAGGAGCAAGCUCUGCUGGAGGGAGAGGAGGAGGAGGAAGAGGAGCAGUGGAGAAGGGAUCCGUCUCGGCCAACUUCUGGGGAGGUCUUCAUCGAUGUUGAUGAUGAGGAGCCGCUGGUCCCGGACCAGCUUGCAGAUGGAGCCAGUUCAGCUAUCAUUAACCUCUCAAGCUCUAGUUCCAGCCUCCAUAAGUCACAGUGGGGAGAAGAAUCUGUGGACUGGUGGAGUAAAUUCUACGCCUCCAUCGGAGAGAAGAACAAGUGCGGGACUUACCUGGAGCAGGGCUUGGACACUCUUGAGGUCUACGAUCGGGAGCUCGAGAGGGUCGAGGAGUUCGGCGGUUUGUCCGAUUUCUGUCAGACAUUCAAACUGUACAGAGGAAAGACCCAGGAUGAAGGAGACGAUCCGUCAGUGGUGGGGGAGUUUAAGGGUAUGUUUAAGAUCUACCCCCUACCUGAUGACCCCGCGGCUCCCGCUCCCCCCAGACAGUUCCGAAAGCUUCCUCCAAACGGCAUCGAGGACUGUUUGGUGCGAGUCUACGUCAUCCAGGCCAGCGGACUGCAGCCCAAAGACUCAAACGGAAAGUGUGACCCCUACGUGAAGAUCAGUUUGGGAAAGAAGACCAUCAGCGAUCAUGAAAACUACAUCCCCUGCACACUGGACCCCGUCUUUGGAAAGAUGUUUGAGCUCAGCUGCUCCCUCCCUCUGGAGAAGGACCUUCGCGUGACGCUGUACGACCACGACCUUCUCAGCAAAGACGAGAAGAUCGGAGAAACCGUCAUUGACCUGGAAAACCGCUUCCUGUCCAAGUACGGAGCCACGUGUGGCCUCCCACGCUCCUACUGUGUAUCUGGGGUCAACCAGUGGCGAGACCAGCUGACACCCAGACAGCUGCUGGCUCGCCUGUGCGAGCGAAGAAACCUCCGUAAACCCGUUUACGACGACAACGGCGUUCGCUUCAGAGGACUUCGAUACACGGCUGCUGACCUGGAGGACAGAAACCCCUCCGACCCUCACCUGGGUCCAGUCAGGGAGCGGCUAUCGCUGCUCAUCUUGAGGAAGCUGGGACUGGUACCUGAACACGUGGAGACCAGAGCGCUGUACAGCCCGCUGCAGCCGGACAUCCAGCAGGGACGCCUCAUGAUGUGGGUGGACGUCUUCCCCAAGUCUCUCGGACCACCUGGACCUCCGUUUAACAUCACGCCGCGCAAGGCCAAGAAGUUUUUUCUGCGCUGCAUCAUCUGGAACACCAGUGACGUCAUCCUGGAUGACGUCAGCAUCAGCGGGGAGAGGAUGAGCGACAUCUAUGUCAAAGGCUGGCUCGAUGGACACGAACACAACAAGCAGAAGACCGACGUCCAUUACCGCUCCCUGGGCGGGGAGGGAAACUUCAACUUCAGAUUCCUCUUUCCCUUCCACUACCUUCCUGCAGAGCAGCUGUGUGUCAUCGACAAAAAGGAACACUUCUGGAGUGUGGACAAGGCUGAGACUAAACUGGUGCCCAAGCUGACCAUCCAGAUCUGGGACAACGACAAGUUCUCUUUUGACGACUACCUGGGUCACCUGGUUCUGGACCUGAACCACAUGCUGCGUCCCUCCAAAUCCCCGGAGAAGUGCACCCUGCAGAUGCUGAAGCAGCCCGUGGAGAAGCUGGCGUCUCUCUUUGAGCAGAAGACGGUCAAAGGAUGGUGGCCUUGCACCUGCGAGCAGAACGGAGAGAAGAUCCUUGCUGGGAAGGUGGAGAUGUCUCUGGAGAUCGUGUCGGAGGAGGAGCACGAGGAGAGACCGGCCGGCCUCGGAAGAGACGAGCCCAACAUGAACCCUCACCUGGAGGAGCCCCAGCGCCCAGAGACCUCCUUCCUGUGGUUCACGUCCCCCUACAAGACCCUGAGAUUCGUGCUGUGGAGGCGGUUCAAGUGGUUGAUCCUUCUCUUCAUCGUCCUCUUCCUCGUCCUCCUCUUCCUGGGCGUCUUCCUCUACUCCUUCCCGAACUACGCCGCCAUGAAGAUGGUCUCCCCGUUUGGACCUGCCAAGCCUUCAGAGGGAUGAAGAGCGCGGACAAACUCUGAAGCAUCAGUCCAGCUUCAAACAGACUUGUACAGACCUGCAGCCGCUGCGCGUUCGAGUCCGUUUGUGCCUUUGCCACCAACCCUAAAGACCUUCAUCCUCCUCAUCUUCCUCGUGCAGAAAUCUGUGAUGGAAACCAAACUCUUAGCUAUUUUAGACAAUCAGGCAGACGGAACCGUUGACUGUAGAAGACAGCUGGACUGAGGGAGUGUGACGUCAUCCAUAGAAAACCGUUUACUUCUUGUUCCAAUCAAAUGAAGACAAUUCAAAGUUUUGCAAUGUUGGAGCCAGGGUCGGUCUGACUCGCUGUUUCCAUGGCAACCACUUUCUAUGGCCACACCCCUACAACUUGAAAACGGUUGGACAUGGGGUCCAGCAGGCUCCACCUACUUUUAACUGAGGCAUCUGAUUGGUCAGUUUGUAACUUGAAAAACUUGCACUACAGGAAAAAAAGAGGGAAAAAAAGUAUCAGGUUUUGGCCUUGGAACCAGCAGGUACUU